Messenger RNA from Ctenocephalides felis (cat flea), 906 nucleotides. Its product is annotated as aldo-keto reductase AKR2E4-like. Bases 1 to 906 code for a protein of 301 amino acids. The transcript has 6 exons. Gene Ontology annotation, molecular function: aldose reductase (NADPH) activity. The record is from RefSeq and is a predicted model, not a curated record. Gene Ontology annotation, cellular component: cytosol. NCBI's taxonomy places the organism in Eukaryota, Metazoa, Arthropoda, Insecta, Siphonaptera, Pulicidae.
AUGUCUGUUCCUAAAAUAAGAUUAAAUGAUGGGAAUGAAAUGCCGAUUUUUGGAUUAGGAACCGAUAAGUCGCCGAUUUCUGGAGAUAAUACACGUGCCGUAGAAUGUGCUAUCGAUGCAGGUUACAGGCAUAUUGAUUGUUCCUAUUUGAGCCAAAAUGAAGGAGAAAUCGGUGAAGCCAUUAGAAAUAAAAUUGAAGAUGGUACAGUUACCAGGAAAGAGUUGUUUGUUGCGACCAAGCUCUGGUUUGCACGUCAUGAACCAGAAAACGUCGUAAAAUUUUGCGAAAAAUCUCUUGACAAUUUGGGAUUGGAUUAUUUGGAUUUGUAUUAUAUACACUGGCCCGUUUCAUAUAAAGGAUCUAAUAACCCGCAACACUAUAUCGAUUACCUGGACACAUGGAAAUCAAUGGAAGAAUGUGUGAAAUUAGGUUUAGCAAAAAGUAUUGGAAUAUCAAAUUUCAAUAGUCAACAAGUGGAAAGGCUCAUUCAAAAUUGUACCAUAAAACCUGUUGUCAACCAGGUUGAAGUCAACACCAGCAUUAACCAGAAAAAAUUGACUGAAUUUUGCAAUGACAGGGGUAUUGUAAUUGUGGGGUAUACACCUUUAGGAUCGAUAGAUAAAGUUCGACAUGGUGUGCAAAUACCCAAAAUUUUAACUGAAUUAGCAGCAAAAUAUAAUAAAAAUCCUGGACAAAUUGUGCUCAGAUACCUGGUUCAACUAGGCGUUGUGCCAAUUCCUAGAUCUUUGAAUAAAACACGAAUCACAACAAAUAUACAAAUAUUUGACUUUGUAUUAACAAAUGACGAAGUUGAACAAUUGGAUGCUUUGAAUGAAAAUAAACGAUUUAUCACAUUCGAUUCUGCCAAGAAAUUCAAAGAGUAUCCGUUCCAUAUAGAAUUCUGA